AUGUUGGCUUACUUCAAAAAGAAUUCAAGGACUGUUCCUGUGGCGGCACAAGUUGAAGAUGAAGAGGAACAAGUUGAUGUUGUUGUAGAAGAAGCUGAAGCUGCAGCUGAACCCGUACCAAGUUCUGGAACAAAAGGGUCUGUUGAUGCUUUAAGUGAGGUAGCAAGUACAGCUAUGUUGGCUGAUUUGUUGGAGAAGCAAAUUGAUAAGAUUGGGAAGGAACAUGUGGUGCAGAUUGUAACUGACAAUGGAGCCAACUUCAGGGCAGCAGGGAGGCUUUUAAUGGAGAAGAUUCCCCAUCUUUUUUGGACACCAUGUGCAGCCCAUUGCUUGGAUUUGUUGCUGGAGGACAUUGGGAAGAUCCCAAAAUUUAACAGUUGCAUCAAAACGGCAAUGAAGGUGACCAGAUUUAUGUAUAAGCAUGGGAGGGUUCUAGACCUCAUGCGAAAUAAGAUUGGAGGGGACCUUGAGACCAGCACUCAAGAAGGUCGACGUGUCGAGAACAUUAUCCUUUCAGUUCAGUUUUGGGGUAAAGUGGAAUCAUGCCUAAAAGCUUCACAGCCACUUCUUGUUGCACUAAGGAUAGCAAAUGGAGAUGAGACACCAGCAGCUAUGGCAGCCAUGGAUGUUGCAAAGGCUGCAAUCAAGGAAUCUUUGAAACACAAACCAGAAUUCCUCAAACAAGUGCUACAUUAUUAUGAUAAUAGAUGGGAAAAUCAAAUGGAGCAGAAGCUGUAUAAAGCAGCCCUCUUCUUAAAUCCAAGCAAAUUCUUUGCCAUAAAGGGAAAAAACAUGAGACAAGCUUCGAGGUUGAGGCUAAUGUUUAAUCAAGUUAUGUGGAAGAUGGUGAGUGAGGAGGAGGAGCAUAACAAGAUAAGCAUGCAGGCUGAUGACUAUGAGAGGGCUGAAGGCGAAUCAUUCUCCAUGCAAGGAGCAAUAAGAGAUAGAGAUAGAAAAAAUCCUAUUCUUUGGUGGGGUGCUUAUGGUGGCGCGACAUUUGAGCUCCAGUGUUUAGAAAAAAGGAUUGUUAGACUGUGUUGCUCUGCAUCUGGAUGCGAGCGUAAUUGGAGUGAUUUUUCUGCUGUCCAUACAAAAAAGAGAAACCAGUUAGAGCACCAAAGGUUAAAUAAGUUGGUAUACGUCAGCUACAAUCGGAAGAUGGAAAACAAAUUUAAAAGAAUUAUAGAGUUGGGUUCCAAAGGAAAGAGAAGCAAUCCUCUCAUACUAGAUGAAUUCCAAUGGGAAAAUGAAUGGUUAACUGAAAUUGAUUGUGAACCAGUUCAGCAAGGUGGUGUUCAGCAAGGUGGUGGCAAUUUGACUUGGGCACAAGUGGAUGAAGCUAUUGGUGCAACUCAGGAGCUAGAGGGACGUAACAUGCCCCGGGCUGCUCAUGCUGCCCCUGUGAGUCAGACAUAUCAGAGGACCAGGAAGCGUCCAAGGACAACGAUUUCAGAUAUUGAUGAAGAUGGUGAUGAGCGCCAAGAUCAAAAUGCUGAAUCUAAUUCAGCGACAUUAAUGGAGGAGGAUGAAGUUGCUGCAGCUGAAGAUGGAGAUGAAGGCUUUCGUGUCAAUGAUGAUUUGCUUGAUUAG
Molecule: messenger RNA, 1590 nt
Organism: Striga hermonthica
Lineage: Eukaryota; Viridiplantae; Streptophyta; Magnoliopsida; Lamiales; Orobanchaceae
Source: the annotation of a GenBank genome assembly